Molecule: messenger RNA, 1768 nt
Organism: Mangifera indica (mango)
Lineage: Eukaryota; Viridiplantae; Streptophyta; Magnoliopsida; Sapindales; Anacardiaceae
Product: mitochondrial fission protein ELM1-like
Exons: 11
Coding region: 149-1342 (397 amino acids)
Biological process (GO): mitochondrial fission
Cellular component (GO): mitochondrial outer membrane
Source: RefSeq, a predicted model, not a curated record
AAGUGAUGCUUUUACAUUAUUUGGGCAUAACGAGUAAUCCAAGUGAAGAAUUUGGAUCCUCCGAGUCCGAGACAAACCCGCCUUGUCGUCUAGAGUGAACAAAGCAGGUGGGCUCGCCAAGCCGCCUGGCGGAUUUUCAUUUACAGCAAUGGAGGAGACCUUCGACGGCGGCAGUUAUGGCAGAAUCAGACGAGCGGUUGUAAUCGGUAACGGAUUCUCAGGCGCCGAGAAUCAGUGUAUCGGCUUGGUUCGCGCGCUUGGACUCUCACGUCGGCAUAUCUUAUUUCGUGUUACGAGGCCAAGAGGUGGAAUCAAUGAGUGGCUUCAUUGGCUUCCGGUUUCUCUCCACAAGAAAGUUGGCUAUUUUAUAAAACGAAUUUGUGGUGAUUCAAGAUUUCGAUUUAUAGCUCCCAAAAGUGACUUGUCAGUAGUUUUGGAAGCUGAUGCAAAGCAGAUUGCUGGAAUGGCCCAUCAAACAUUUGAAAAAGAUGGCCCAUUGUUGGUGGUUGCAUCAGGCCGGGAUACCAUUUCUGUUGCAAGCUCUAUAAAACAGUUGGCUCCAGAAAAUGUUUUUGUUAUUCAGAUACAACAUCCAAGGUCACAGCUGAGCAGGUUUGAUUUGGUGAUUACUCCUCGUCAUGAUUAUUAUCCAUUGACUCCUCAUGCCCAGGAACAAAUUCCUUGGUUUUUAAGGAGGUGGAUAACUCCAUGUGAACCCCCUGGUAGACAUGUGGUUCUCACAGUUGGGGCUCUUCAUCAGGCUGACUCUGCAGCUCUGAGGCGUGCUGCUUCUGUCUGGCAUGAUGAGUUGGCAUUGCUUCCAAAGCCCUUGCUGGUGGUCAAUGUUGGAGGUCCUACAAGCAACUGUCUGUAUGGUGCUGAUCUUGCAAAGCAGUUGACUUCGAUGCUGCAGGAUGUCCUCUGGAGUUGUGGAAGUGUCAGAAUAUCCUUCUCCAGAAGAACACCAGAGAAGGUUGCUAAGAUUAUAAUCAAAGAAUUUCAUAAUAACCCAAAGGUUAAUGUUUGGAACAGUGAAGAUCCAAAUCCUCAUAUGGGCCAUCUAGCUUUGGCAGAUGCUUUUGUCAUCACAGCUGAUUCUGUAAGUAUGUUGAGUGAGGCUUGUAGUACCGGGAAGCCUGUUUAUGUUGUUGGAGCUGAGCAGUGUACAUGGAAGUUUGCUGACUUCCAGAAGUCUCUUCUGGAGAGAGGAUAUGUUCGACCAUUCACUGGUAAAGAGGAUAUAUCUAAGAACUGGAGCUAUUCUCCACUGAAUGACCUCGCAGAGGCUGCUAAUCAGGUUAAUACAGCACUUGCUGAGCGGGGAUGGAGAAUACAUCCGUGAUUGGCAUUCUUUUUAUUGGUUAGUGAGCUUAGUAGAGUCUAAAAAUUACUUAUAUUGGUCUGGAAAUCGCGAAAGAAAAAUAGAAGUGUUUCUUUUAUUCAUUCAAAAGAAGGGGUGAAUGGGUAUUUGCUUGAAACAGUUGCCCAUAAACCGUUGUCUUUGUUCGUGCACAAAGCCUUUGGGUGGCUUUCGACUUAUAAUAGUGCUUUGGGCUUAUUUCACAUUUGGGCAGUGUUCCAUCCAGCUUUUACCGAAAGAUGAAUUCAGUUAACUUUCAAAUAGGCUUUCCUAGUUACUUGCACCUUCGAUUAUGACUCAUUUGUUGUUCAACACAGGUGAGAUUUUGUAUUGUUUUGAGAGAUAUGAAUGAAAAGUGACUGGAGUAACCAGUCAAGUAUGAUGGGAAGACAAAUAAUUUUGUACUAC